Eucalyptus grandis is the source of this 1416-nucleotide messenger RNA. RefSeq names its product aluminum-activated malate transporter 2. Bases 1 to 1416 code for a protein of 471 amino acids. The record is from RefSeq and is a predicted model, not a curated record. Gene Ontology annotation, cellular component: plant-type vacuole membrane. NCBI's taxonomy places the organism in Eukaryota, Viridiplantae, Streptophyta, Magnoliopsida, Myrtales, Myrtaceae. The transcript has 6 exons. Gene Ontology annotation, biological process: malate transport.
AUGGAGAGCUUGGAAAUGGGUGUUGCGACAAGCCAAGAGAGAGUCGGAGCCCUCGCUAGCGCAGGGAGGCAGUUGAUGGGCUUUUCCAAGAAAGUGACGGCAAAAGUGGUGGAGGUGGCCAAGAAGGUGAUGAAGCUCGGGCAAGAUGACCCGAGGCGAGUCGUUCAUUCACUUAAAGUAGGAUUUGCACUUUCCUUAGUGUCGCUGAUCUAUUACCUCCAGCCGCUCUACAACAGCUUCGGCAUCAACGCAAUGUGGGCGGUCAUGACUGUGGUGGUCGUCUUCGAAUUCUACGUUGGGGCCACUCUAGGUAAAGGGUUGAAUAGAGGAUUAGCGACGUUGCUUGCCGGUGCACUUGGUGUUGGUGCUACUCACUUGGCGAGUCUCACAGGAAAAACCGGCGAGCCCAUAAUGCUUGGUUUCUUCGUCUUUCUUCAAGCCGCCGGCACGACGUUCGUGAGGUUCUUCCCCCGAAUCAAGGCGAAAUACGACUACGGGAUGCUGAUAUUCAUACUAACGUUCGCGUUGGUGUCGGUGUCAGGUUUUCGGGAAGACAAGAUAGUGGAGUUUGCGCACAAGCGGCUCUCCACCGUCGUCAUCGGUGGCAGCGCUUGCCUCAUCAUCUCGAUCAUCGUGUGUCCCGUCUGGGCCGGCGAAGACCUCCACCUGCUCAUCGCUUCCAACAUGGAAAAGCUUGCCAACUUCUUGGAAGGAUUUGAGGUUGAAUAUUUGGGAGAAUCAGAAGAUGGUGACUCGAAUCGAGACAAGUCGCUUUUUCAAGAAUACAAAAGUGUUCUUGGAACGAAAAGCAAAGAAGAAUCUUUGGCAAAUUUUGCAAGUUGGGAACCAUGUCACGGCCCGUUUGGCUUUCGUCAUCCGUGGAAGCAAUACCUAAAAGUUGGAGCUUCGAUUCGUCAGUGCGCCUAUAGGAUUGAAGCCCUUGAGGGCUACCUCACCACUAAAUUCCAAGCGCCACCACAAGUUCAAACCAGACUCAAGGAGUUCUGCGCAGAGAUGGCCAUGGAAGCCGCCGAAGCUUUGAGGCAACUCUCAUCUUCCCUCAAGACGAUGGCUACGCCGUCCUCCGCGAUUCCCCACCUUGAGAAGUCCCGAACUGCCGCGAAAGCCCUCAAGUCGCUGCUCAAGACAACCUCCUGGAAGGAUGCGACCGACCUCCUCGCCGUCGUCCACGCCACCACCGUCACCUCGCUCCUCAUUGACAUCACUGACUGCACGGACAAGAUUGCAGAGUCUGUCAACGAGCUUGCCUCCCUUACCGGCUUCAAGACUGCAGAGAAGGCGAAGAAGCAUCUCAAGUGCGAUGAAGUCGUGCUGACUGUAACUGCACCUGAGGUGACAGUCUCGUCGGAAAAUGGGAGUCCUCUGGUCAAAUCGCCUCCAGCGCCGGUGUUGUAG